AUGGCACACCAUAGAUGAGACAAAACAGCUGUCAGAUGAGCUCUGAUGAGAUACAAGACCAUCAGAAAGGAGCUUUGUGAGAGGGUGACAACUUCCGGUGAAUCGGGAUCCUGCUAUGUGGAGUUGUUUACAAUACAUCUGCUCCCUACACCAUCUUGCUGCGGACCCUAACUCGGGGAAUGUUGAAUGCCCAGUCCAGAUACCUCGAACUCCGGAGUUAGCGCGUUCAAGAAAAAGCGAGGGAGGAAAAACAGGCUUUUGCAUCAACACCACAUAUGAGUGGACGGAGUGAGGCCUAGGGUCUUUUCCGGAGCACUUCAGAGUUUGUAUGGGCAGUGUGUGUGUGUGUGUGUGUGUACGGCGUCCAUUUCUGUGUCUCCAUGUUGGAGGCAGCCCGGAUGGCAGCAGUCCCCCCGAGUGGCUGGUGGUGGAAUUACAGGGGGAGAUGGUGUCUAGACACAACUCUGGUCUGGCAGGAAAUGUGAUGGGAGAUCUACUGUAUACCAAAGAGGGGGUGCCAGUGCUGAUUGUAGGACAUCACAUUAUCUACGGGAAGCAGGUCAAACUGGAGAAACCCUUUGCUGUUCUCACCAAGCACUCGGGCCAUUCACAGGGCAGUCGCAGCAGUAACAACGAUGAAAUAACACAGGAAGCAAUGGAAACAGACCAACAAGGCUCUGCUUCCACAUCUUAUUCUGUGUCCGCACUCAUUAAAACAAAACUGAUUUUUAAGAUCCGCCCCAAACCUAUCAUCACUAAUGUACCCAAGAAGGUGUAGCAGGACUACAUUUCAUUGCUGGGACAGAGUCCCUGUCUGACUUGUCUUAUUCUAAGAAGUAUUUAUACUGUGAUGGUUUCUGAUCUGAAUGUUGUUGAAGGCAGCUUUUGGAAAGCAAAAUAAGACAUCAAUGGGUUUGUCACUACCUGACUUUCUGUCCAAAUUUAAAGAAAAACUGCAAAUGAAAAUUGUCAUUUCCUUUUAAUCAUAGGAAAGACUGUAUAUGCUGGGCGGACUGAUGGACAGGUGAAGCGUGUCUGAAGGCAAAAAUUAUAUUUGUCAUAUAUAAUAACUGAUGCACUCAACCUCAACCUUCGUGCCUCGCAGCAAGAAGGUUUUCUCUUCCUCUCACAGGAUGAAGGCCUGCAGUUAGUGGGUCUUAUCCUGUCUGUAUUUCCUUUCCUGGGUGUCCCGUGCCUGUUGCGCCUGUGGUAGCUGGGAUAGGCUCUAAACCUGUGACCCUGAUAAGGACAAGUGAAAGAGAUGUUUGUAACAGCAGUUUUUGUGUGCAGUCAUGAAUAUAUAUUAUAAAGAAAUACUGGUGCAGACAAAGUUUUUUAGGGGCUUUGAACCAGAAAUUAGACAUACUUUCACUUACACUUUCUGUUUUACUUUUAUUUUUGGUAAAAUAGAUUUAAUUAAAAUGGAUUCAUCGAGAUAAAAAUCAGAUGAUGCUAAUUGUUUUGUAGUUUUAGUUCACCUUAACACUCUGGAGGGGAAGGGCACUGCAAAUCAAUACACAUUUAUUCGGAGUAACACAUUUUGAUCAUUCCAGAGAUUUGGGAACUCUGCCAGUGCACACUGAAUUUGUUCUAGCAUCACAUAGUAGCCCAGAGUCUGAGAGCAUUUUGAAUUGGACUUUAAAAAAAUAAGCACUCACACACUCUCUCACAGAUGCAGUGGAUUUGGGUUCAGUAUCUUCCCCAAAGAUACAUGCACACUGUGAGUCACUGAGCUAUCUUCUCAUCCCUUCUGUGUUUCUUUACUGUCUUUGGAUUGAUGCAGCAGUUGUAUUAUAAUAAACUGAAGUGUAGAUGAUGAAAUUGAAUGAUGUUAAAACUGAAUAAAUGUGAUGUUUGAAACAAAUACAGUUAAAAAUAAAGGUUUAUGGGCAGUUUAAGAAUAUGUACAUGAAUAAAUUCAAUAUGUAAUACUGUAA
Molecule: messenger RNA, 1937 nt
Organism: Maylandia zebra (zebra mbuna)
Lineage: Eukaryota; Metazoa; Chordata; Actinopteri; Cichliformes; Cichlidae
Source: RefSeq, a predicted model, not a curated record